CUGUGUGUCUGAUUUUUCGCCUGUCGGGGCAGAAAGAUUUAGCGGGUGCAAAACAAGACGUCUUUCUACUUUGUCUGUCUGCCUGUAAGUCCUUUUACUCGAGUAGUUGGGAAGAAGUGAGAGAGAUAAAGUACUUGAGUAGAAAAGGUGCUAAAUGGCAAGUGGUUUUUACAGAUUAAAAGCGAGUAUCCCAAAAAAUAUAACCUCAUGCAUCAAACAUUCCACAUUUAGAAAUUGUUUGUCCAAGGUAAAAUGGCGAACAAUUGUGAAUAUAGCUAUCAAUUCUGGAUGCUUUGAUGAUAGCAUACCAAUACAAAAGAAAAUAAGUGAAAGUAGAAAAUCUCUGGAUUUACACACUUUAAGAACCAAGGAAAAAGGAGACUGGAAAAAACUGACAUUGGAAGAAAAGCAAGCAUAGGCAUGGCUUAUCCUAGAUCCUCAGAUAAUGUGGUCACUCUCACUGGAUGGCAUUCACGUAUAUCGAAUGAGUUUUAGUCAACCUUUGUGUGAAGUAAUUGAUCAACCAGAUGAUGAAUGGAAAUUAAUAUUAGCUGGAACUUUUACUGCAAUGGGUCUGAUGACUUUAGGAAUGUAUAUGUGGUUGGUACAGUCAAAGAGAAGAACUGAAACCUUUCCUGGAAUUAGUAUAUUUCAAAAUAAAAAUAAAAAUGAAGAAAUGAACUUGUUUUAUGGCAAAGGCAAAAAUUCUGUACCUGAAUCUAGGAAUUAGAAUGUGAAAUUUUAAAGUUAGUGGUGAAUAUAGUACUUUCAACUGUAAAAAAAUUCAUUGUCUGAAGUUUAGUUUUAUGUGUUAUUAAAGCUUAUUCUAAUAGUU
Molecule: messenger RNA, 835 nt
Organism: Stegodyphus dumicola
Lineage: Eukaryota; Metazoa; Arthropoda; Arachnida; Araneae; Eresidae
Biological process (GO): mitochondrial electron transport, cytochrome c to oxygen
Cellular component (GO): respiratory chain complex IV
Source: RefSeq, a predicted model, not a curated record